UAUCCCCCACAGCACACUAGUGAUAAUAAAGAAUGUUCUCGCAAGAGCUACUCAUCUCCACUCUCGUGGUAGUUGUUUCCAUGUACCUGUACUUGAGGUCUGGUAGAUCAAAGCAUCCAGCAUCGCUCCCCACAAACUGGCCAAUGUUUCAUAUGUUCCCUUCCCUCAUGGCCAACCUUGACAAUUUGCAUGACUAUUUCACCGUGGUCCUUGCCGGAUUAGGCCACAACUUUAAGGCCCACGGCCCACCUGGGACCGGGAUGCGGUUCUUCAUCACUUGCGACCCUGCCAACGUCCGGCACAUCUUCACCACGAACUACAACAACUUCCCCAAGGGCGCGGACUUCGCCAGCAUCUUCGACAUAAUGGGCGGUAGCCUAUUCACCAGCGAUGGCGAGGCGUGUGAGAGGCAGCACGCUAAAAUAAGGAGCUUGCUGAGCAGCCCACGGUUUGUUGGCCGUGUGGCAGCUCGCUGCCGCGACAAGGUGGAGAAGGGUCUGCUCCCGUUCCUUACAAACAUGGCGAGCUCCGGUACUCAGUUUGACGUCCAAGAACUUAUGGUUAGGUGUAUGUUUGACCUAACCUCCGCGAUGGUCUUUGGCAUAGACCCUGGCCUCCUGUCACCGAACAUGCCUCCAAUGGAUGCCUCGGACGCCAUGGACACGGUCAUGGACGUGGGCUUUCUCCGGCAUGCCAUGCCGGCAUCUUGCUGGAAAGCAAUGAGGUGGCUAAAUAUCGGCCCCGAGAGAAAGCUCCGUGCGGCUCAGGACUUGCUACGCGGGUUCGUCGCGGAGAUGAUGAUGGAGCGGAGGACAAGCAAUGUAGGACAUGUUUUUAAUGAUGAGGAACAAAUGGGUGUGGAGGAUAUUCUUUCUGCACACCUGAACAACCCAUACUAUGCCGACUAUGACUUGCUUCGUGGGUCUCUCAUUGGUACCAUGCUCGCUGGGAGGGACACCAUUGGUACAACUCUACCAUGGUUCUUCUACAACCUCGCCCAAAACCCGGAUACGGUGACAAUCAUCCGCAAAGAACUCUCACCCAUUGCAUCACGCAAAACAGCAAGCGGGGCGGCCGGUGCCAUGGUUAUCUUCGAGCCGGACGAGACCAAAUCUAUGGCCUAUCUCAGAGCUGCUUUGUAUGAGACUCUUAGGCUAUACCCACCGGGGCCUACCGAGCGCAAGACUGUGGCCGUCGAUGAUAUCAUGCCGAGUGGUCAUGAGGUGCACGCCGGCGACACCAUUCUUAUUUCUGUCCACGCCAUGGGGAGAAUGGAAGGAUUGUGGGGUCAAGACUGCCUGGACUAUAAACCAGAGAGGUGGCUCUCAGAGAAUGGCAAAGAGCUGAGGUACGUACCAUCUCACAAGUUCUUGGCCUUCAACUCGGGUCCAAGGACCUGCCCUGGCAAGGAAAUCGCUGUUAUGCAGAUGAAGACCAUCGUUUCUGCAGUGGUGUGGAACUUCGACAUGGAGGUGGUGGAAGGGCAAACAAUCCAGCCCAAGAUGUCUUCUCUGCUGCAGAUGAAAAACGGUCUCGCAGUGAAGCUCAAGAGGCGAGAUAUGUAACUUAUGUUAAGUUCUCCAUAUCUGUAAACAUACUUAUAUUUUCUGCGUUAUUACUG
Lolium rigidum is the source of this 1621-nucleotide messenger RNA. RefSeq names its product noroxomaritidine synthase 1-like. The record is from RefSeq and is a predicted model, not a curated record. The transcript has a single exon. Gene Ontology annotation, molecular function: iron ion binding; heme binding; oxidoreductase activity, acting on paired donors, with incorporation or reduction of molecular oxygen. Lineage: Eukaryota; Viridiplantae; Streptophyta; Magnoliopsida; Poales; Poaceae. The coding region runs from base 33 to 1565 and encodes 510 amino acids.